AUGGAAACACAUGAACUCUAUAUAAGAAAAUACAUUGCAUUGGUCGUCGCCAUUGCAAGUCGUCCGACCAAUAGGCCAAAGGUUUUUAACGUCCAACGCUAUGGUGCCAAAGCUGAUGGAAAAACUGAUAACACCAAGGCGUUCACAAACAUAUGGAAAAGCGCGUGCACAAGGAAAGGUGGUAAUAGUAAAAUCUAUGUACCGAAAGGAACGUUUUAUCUCGGUGGUGUAGAGUUUGUAGGACCAUGCACAAAUAAGAUUGAAUUCGCUAUCGAUGGAACUUUAUUGGCUCCUUCUAACCCUAGGGAUAUUAAAAAUGACACAUGGAUUCAGUUCAGAUACAUUAACAAUCUUAUUAUCUCGGGUGCCGGUACACUUGACGGCCAAGGGAAAGAGUCUUGGCCACUAAAUGACUGCCACAAAAAUCCCAGUUGUCCUAAGCUAGCUAUGACCAUGGGAUUUGCAUUCGUGAACAACUCAAGAAUCAAUGGGAUAACAUCACUCAACAGCAAAAUGGGACACUUCAACUUCUUCUCUGUCCAUCACUUCAACAUCACUGACGUCACUAUAACAGCUCCCGGUGACAGCCCAAACACCGAUGGGCUAAAGUUCGGGUUCUGUAGCAACAUUAACAUCUCCAAGACACACAUUGGUACAGGAGACGACUGUAUAGCCAUCCUUUCCGGAACCACCAACAUGGAUAUCUCUGAUGUCAAUUGUGGUCCCGGACAUGGGAUUAGUGUCGGAAGCUUAGGGAAAAACAAAGAAGAGAAGGAUGUUAAUGGCUUAACCGUAAGAGACAUAGUCUUUAACGGCACAAGCGAUGGUAUUCGGAUCAAGACUUGGGAAUCUUCAGCUUCAAAGAUUUUAGUUUCUAACUUUGUGUACGAGAAUAUUCAAAUGAUUAACGUUGGAAACCCUAUCAACAUCGACCAGAAGUAUUGUCCUCACCCACCUUGUGAAAAGAAGGGAGAGUCACACGUUCAAAUCCAAGACCUUAAGUUAAAGAACAUAUAUGGAACAUCGACGAACAAAGUGGCGGUGAAUCUACAAUGUAGCAAGAGCUUUCCCUGCAAGAAGGUUGAGCUAAUUGACAUUAACCUAGAGCAUAAGGGUGUCGAGGGUGGUCCUUCCACUGCGGUAUGUAAAAAUGUUGACGGUUCUGCACGUGGCAAGAUGGUUCCUCAACAUUGUCUGAACUGAUUCAACGAUCCAUGGGAACAAUGACCGUGUGUUGUACUAUUUUAUAUUUUCCAAUGUUUUGUAUAAUUUUUAAUUUCUGUGUAUUUACUUCCUUUUUUUCUUUUAAUCUUUUUGCUAGUUUAUGAAAGUUUUUAAUUGGUGCAAUAAAGAAGUGAAUACACUUUUGUGUUUUUUUUGUAUGUGGUCUAAUUUUUGUUUCAUCGGACAAAAAAGAGUACAAUCUUAUUUUAUUAAUCAUUCCUAACCAUUGAUAUAUUAUUUUAAUAUUUUUAUCCGAACUCUAAUAAAACAAAUAUAAAAGUUGUUAAUGCAUUUUAUUGUUUGAUCAUUAUAAGUGUCACAUUUUAAAUGUUGCAACUUUUAUGUACAACAUAUUUUUUUUAUUUCAAAAUACAAAGUAUGAAACGUUUGACCGAGUUUAUCAUAAAUUUUGUUCUCUUAUAUAUUUAAUUUUAAUUUAUAUUUAAUUUUUUUAAUAUAAUAUGUUUUUAAAGUUUACGAAAAAGUAAAGCACUUUUAACAAAGUAGAAAGUUUUUACUCAUUUUAUAUUUUAAAAUAAAAAAAUUAAAACUAUUUUUUUAAAUGAAAAUUUACAUGUAUUAAAACAAUAGAAGUGAUAAUAACAAAUUAUUUUUAGAAAAGCUUAAAAAGUCCGAAAAGCCCUAGAAUCCUAUAAAAACCGGACUUGAGUUUUGAAUUCUAAUUUCAA
Brassica napus (rape) is the source of this 1913-nucleotide messenger RNA. Its product is annotated as exopolygalacturonase-like. Lineage: Eukaryota; Viridiplantae; Streptophyta; Magnoliopsida; Brassicales; Brassicaceae. The transcript is spliced from 5 exons. Gene Ontology annotation, biological process: carbohydrate metabolic process. The record is from RefSeq and is a predicted model, not a curated record. The coding region runs from base 1 to 1203 and encodes 400 amino acids. Gene Ontology annotation, molecular function: polygalacturonase activity.